Molecule: messenger RNA, 1310 nt
Organism: Nerophis ophidion (straightnose pipefish)
Lineage: Eukaryota; Metazoa; Chordata; Actinopteri; Syngnathiformes; Syngnathidae
Gene: m17
Product: IL-6 subfamily cytokine M17
Exons: 3
Coding region: 453-1121 (222 amino acids)
Biological process (GO): negative regulation of neuron apoptotic process; ciliary neurotrophic factor-mediated signaling pathway
Molecular function (GO): ciliary neurotrophic factor receptor binding
Source: RefSeq, a predicted model, not a curated record
UUUGAGCUAUUUUUAGAACAGGCCAGCGGGCGACUCAUCUGGUCCUUACGGGCGACCUGGUGCCCGCGGGCACCGCGUUGGUGACCCCUGCUCUAAGUCAUUUAAAGUCAAAAGUUAAACGUGUGUACAUUUUUUUUUUUCAAUUUAAAUUAUUGCAUGAGUGCCCUAAUAAAUGAGUUUUGAUGUUGAAUAAAAAAAAAAAAAGGCGUCCACAGGCCGAAAUGAAGGUGGGCAUCAGAGCCACGUCUGAACAUGUCCCCUCUGCAGAGGGCAUGCAUGGGCAUUGCCCUCCUCCUCUCAAUGCAGCCACACACAAAAGAAGAAGAAGAAGAAGAAGGAGGAAAUUCUGGGAAAUUUAGGUUGCCUCACAAAGUGCACGUCAUUUCCUCCGAUGACCAAUGCGCGGUUUGGGCUCUUAAAAAAAAAAAAAAAGAAGUUCAAGUAGUGUGAUUAUGACAAGUCCCAGCAUUUGGAGGAGAAUGAGCGGCAUGCUUUGGACACGCCUGAAGAAGCCAGCAUCAACAUCGCUCGCCCUCCUGCUGCUGCUCCUGCUCAGGUCCUCAACGGCGUCCAAGAUCAGGGACCAGCAGUGUGCAAGUUCUGUGCAGCGGACCUUGAAACUGACCAGACUCAUCCACAAGGAAUCUGUGGAUCUCAUCAAAACAUACAGAGCCUCCCAAGGAGACAUGUCGCACCUCUUCUGCAAGGUGUCCAUCCCCGACGUCCCCGAGCCCAACAUCUCCGGCCUGGAGCCCUCGGAGAGGACGCAGAGCAUCCUCCGCCACCUGCGGGCCUUCUCCUCUCACCUGAGGCGGGUUCAGGAGCAGCAGACGGACCUGCAGCGCCCGGACAGCGGCCUCCUGGUCCAGCUGGACACGGUGGCGAGACGCAGCCGGUUCCUGGAGGCGCUCCUGCAGAACUUCUACCGGGACCUUUUCCCCAACCUCCAGGACUGGCCGGCGGUGGCGCCCACCUCCCUGCCGCCCCCGCAGAACGCCUUCCAGCAGAAGGUUUACGGCUGCGUGGUGUUGAAGACCUACAAGGACUUCCUGUUGAAGGUGUGCAGGGAACUGAGGGCCACGAGAAGCCGAGUGUGCCGAGGGAGACGCAAUUUCCUGUGAGACUGUGAGUGCCUAUUUAUCAUAUUUAAUAUUUAUUUUUCUUAUGUGUUCCGAGCGGCCGCAAGCACCUUAAGCAUGUCGGGGUGAUUACAGGUACUUAUUGCAUCAAUAACGUAUAAGCCCGGCAGCGUGAAAAUAUCAAUAAAACAAAACUAAAACCAUAAAAAAAAAAUUUUUUCAUCAUUUUUU